AUGACCUCCUCCGUUGCUCCCCGCUCCUCGUCCAACCUCAUAUAUUCUAUAUCAUGCCGGACCACAACACCCCAUCACAUUCAUGCUCGACCCUCUUCACAAUCUUCCUCCUCCUUUUCCCGAUUCUCGCGAUGUCUUCUCCUCUCUGGCCGUCCAUUCUCCAGCACUACACAGCGAGAAGCCUCGAUGAGAAACGCCCAAAUACUGAGAGCUAAAGCUCCGCCUGUUAUGAGCGGGUCAAAUCAGAUGAAAAAACUUAUGCAAAAAAUGGAUGCGGACUCCAUUCCGGAUGAUCUUGGACUUUUGCCAGGCACUUUUAUCCGGCCAUUGUGGAGGCAUAUGCCGUCCAUAUUCAAGUAUCCGAAAGAGCGGCUGUGGAUGGAGUGGGUAUCAGUUAGGUCGAAGUUCCAGGACUUUGUUGGUGUCGUAGCCUAUUGCAAAUACCUCGACAAAAAAUACAAGCUCCCUCUCCGCUUACGAGAAAGGAAGUGUGUGGCCCUCGACCUCCAUAAAUCCAUGUACACAGCCCUCGCCGCCGCCGAUAUCGCUACCCUCCAAAAUAUCUGCUGCAGCGGCCUCUACACAAAUUUCUCAAACCGCAUCGCCCGGCGACCCGAGCAUGCCAAAAAGCUCAUCUGGACCCUAGACAAAUACAUAACAUUCCCCUUCUCAACGACCCUCACAGGCGCACGGGUGAUAGCUGACCGCGCUGCAAACAUCGGCCACGGAGUUGGCAUCCGGCAGGUCGUAGUGCGUAUUCAGAGCCGGCAGACAUUGAGCAGGACGCCGCCUCCUGUAACUAAGGAGGCACAGUCGCCUACGCCGGUGCAGGCGAAGCAGCAGGAUUCCACUGAGUAUAUUGUGUUGCAGAGGAUGGUGAUUGGUGGGAAGGAGAAGAAUUGGAAGGUGUGGGGCCUUGCGAGUGCGACGACGAUGGAGGAUAUGGAGACGAAUCCGGCGUUUGCGCGGGGGUUGUCGUUGAAGGAUCGGUUGGAGCUGAUAUCUGGUGGGAAGCUUGGAGGGAGCUAA
Messenger RNA from Paracoccidioides brasiliensis Pb18, 1029 nucleotides. RefSeq lists its product as uncharacterized. Bases 1 to 1029 code for a protein of 342 amino acids. The transcript has 3 exons. Gene Ontology annotation, cellular component: mitochondrion. The record is from RefSeq and is a predicted model, not a curated record.